GCUUGAGUGUUCCGGGGUGGGGGACCUGGAAGUUUUAGCCUAGCUCUGCUGGAGGCGGAAUAAUUAGUCCAAGAAACAUUUUAUUCAUGCUUAGGUGGAGAAAAGCAGGGCUAGAAUUGGAACCCAAAGCCCAGAAUGGCAAGAGAGGAUGUGGGGGCUCCACCCGAUCAUCUCUGGGUUCACCAAGAAGGAAUCUACCGCGACGAGUAUCAGCGCACAUGGGUAGCUGUGGUAGAAGAGGAGACAAGUUUCCUAAAGGCUCGAGUCCAGCAAAUUCAGGUUCCUUUAGGUGACGCAACUAAGCCAAGUCAUCUUCUUACCUCCCAGCUACCUCUCAUGUGGCAACUCUACCCAGAGGAGCGCUACAUGGAUAACAACUCUCGCUUGUGGCAGAUUCAGCAUCAUUUAAUGGUCAGGGGAGUACAGGAACUACUCCUUAAGCUUUUGCCUGAUGAUUAACCUGGUGCUGGAUUUCUAGGAAGAUACGCUCCUCUGUUCUAUUCAUUACAUGGCAAUCAGUUUAUUCACCACUGUGGUGCUCCCACCCUUAGGUCUUGU
This is a messenger RNA of Apodemus sylvaticus (European woodmouse), 558 nucleotides long. RefSeq names its product mature T cell proliferation 1 (gene Mtcp1). Bases 136 to 459 code for a protein of 107 amino acids. The transcript has 5 exons. The record is from RefSeq and is a predicted model, not a curated record. Gene Ontology annotation, molecular function: protein serine/threonine kinase activator activity. NCBI's taxonomy places the organism in Eukaryota, Metazoa, Chordata, Mammalia, Rodentia, Muridae. Gene Ontology annotation, biological process: positive regulation of peptidyl-serine phosphorylation.